AUGGAAACAGUUACAACUCUUUGCUCUGAAGUGGAUUGCACAUCUCUGGAUAACGUGCAGAGGGACAGUACAAGCGGCCUGCAGCAUCUGGUGGACACCUUUGGAGAACUGGAUGGGCUGCUGAGUUCCCAGAAUUCCCUGAUCAGGAAGCUGAAGGAUGAGUGCUGCUCGCUGGGAGUCAAACUGGAAGAGCUGACAGAAAACAGCCGAGGGGAUCUGGAGCAGCUGGCCCUGGAGAAACAACACCUCGAGGAGUCCGUAAAGAGUCUGAGAGCUCGCUGCGCUGGUAUGGAGGAUCAGUGUGUGCAGCACGGCCGCAUGCACCAGCGCAUGAAGCACAGAGGGUUCCUGGGAACAGUUCUGGCCGUGCUUGGGAUUUCUUGGUGUAGUCUCUCUGCCUCCAAGAUCUUCAUCUCCACCCUGGCUAUGGAGGGCCAGCAGCUGUUGGUGGCGUACCCGUGUGCCCUGCUCUACGGGCUCUUUGCACUGCUCACUGUCUUCUAA
Messenger RNA from Notothenia coriiceps (black rockcod), 504 nucleotides. The record is from RefSeq and is a predicted model, not a curated record. Lineage: Eukaryota; Metazoa; Chordata; Actinopteri; Perciformes; Nototheniidae.